Harmonia axyridis is the source of this 505-nucleotide messenger RNA. It is a transcript of the gene RpL31, whose product is annotated as 60S ribosomal protein L31. Gene Ontology annotation, cellular component: cytosolic large ribosomal subunit; ribosome. Lineage: Eukaryota; Metazoa; Arthropoda; Insecta; Coleoptera; Coccinellidae. Gene Ontology annotation, biological process: cytoplasmic translation. The transcript is spliced from 3 exons. Bases 113 to 487 code for a protein of 124 amino acids. Gene Ontology annotation, molecular function: structural constituent of ribosome. The record is from RefSeq and is a predicted model, not a curated record.
UUCGGUGAUUCUGUCAAUGUCACUUCAAACUUUCAUUUCUAUGCUGCUUAGUGACAAUCCUUAGGAAAGCAGUUCUUUUUGUAGUUAUAACUGUCGGAUAAGGUUAUAAAAAAUGGCCAAACCUAAAGCUGAGAAAAAAAGCAAAUCCGCCAUCAACGAGGUGGUCACAAGAGAAUACACAAUAAACCUCCAUAAACGUCUCCAUGGUAUAGGUUUCAAAAAGAGGGCUCCUAGAGCCAUUAAGGAGAUUCGUAAAUUUGCCGUUCUCCAAAUGGGAACUCCUGAUGUGAGAAUAGACACCAGAUUGAAUAAACAAAUUUGGUCUAAAGGUAUAAGAAAUGUACCAUUCAGAUUACGAGUUCGUUUGUCAAGAAGGAGGAAUGAAGAUGAGGACUCCGUAAACAAAUUAUACACCCUAGCGACAUAUGUUCCAGUUGCAACGUUCAAAAAGUUGCAAACAGAAAAUGUUGAUGCUGGUACCGAAUAAAUGUUGAUAUAAGUUUGA